AGUAAUCUGUGGUAUCAUUCGUAAAUCGUAUCGCUACAAAACUCAAUUUGUUCGCAAAUAUUGCAAGGAAGUAAUUUUGUUCCAUGAAAACGCAGAAGAGUUGACACAAUAUGAGCUACCUAACUUUGUUGAAGCAGUCAACAGUGGUACAACUAUGCUUUGCAAUAUCAUACUUCACUUCAGGACUAAUCUUGAGCCUUAUCCAGGCUACACUAUACUUUGGACUAAAACCGUUUAAUAAAUAUUUAUACAGAAAAAUCAAUUACUAUCUUUCGUAUUCCUUUUACUGUCAAUUAGUGUUUAUGUCAGAAUGGUGGUCAGCAACAAAACUGUCUAUCUAUGUUAAGAAAGACGAGUAUGAGAAGUACUAUGGCAAGGAGCAUGGGUAUCUAAUCAUGAACCACAGCUACGAAAUAGACUGGCUAAUGGGCUGGCAUUUUUGUGAUGGUAUACAAGUUUUAGGUAACUGUAAAGCAUACGCGAAGAAGUCUAUUCAGUACCUGCCACCAAUCGGUUGGAUGUGGAAGUUCUCCGAGUUUGUAUUUUUGGACCGUUCCUUUGAUAAGGACAAAGAAAUAAUCAAAAGGCAAAUUACAGAGCUAUGUGACUAUCCGGAUCCUGUAUGGCUAUUAUUAACGCCUGAAGGGACGCGAUUCACGCCAAAGAAGCAUGAAGCGUCACUCAAGUUUGCGAAGGAAAAGAAUCUACCCAUCCUCAAGCAUCAUCUUACACCCCGAACGCGAGGUUUUACCACCAGCCUCCAGUAUUUCAGAGGGAAAAUACCAGCCAUCUACAACAUACAGCUUGCCUUUGAGAGGGAUAGCAAGGUACCUCCUACACUAAUGACGCUGCUGUGUGGCAAGCCAGUCCACGCACAUUUGUACAUACAGAGGAUCCCUGUGGACAGUAUUCCUGAGGACGAGGCGGAAGCCACGAAAUGGCUCCACCAAUUGUAUGUUACCAAGGAUAAAAUGCAAGAUUCCUUCAUGAACACUGGAGAUUUCUUCCUAGAAUCAGGUGUUGAGAGAGUAGAACCUUUUGAGCGGCCUAACCGUAUAUACUCACUCGUGAACACAUUAGGUUGGGCAGUUGUAACACUAACACCGAUGCUGUACUAUCUACUUGGACUUCUGUUAAGUGGAAAACUAUUGUAUUUUUCUAUCGGAUGCGCUAUUCUUGGUGCAUUUUACAUUCUACUUCAAAAGUCAAUUGGAAUGUCCCAGAUCAGUCAAGGUUCCUCAUACGGCACAGAGAAAAAAUAGUGCCGACUGACACACAAAUUACGUAUGUAACACAAAUAUUAUAUGCGUAAAAUAGUGUAUAAAUUGUAAUUUGUAACUGUAAUGUUUUAUUUAAGUAUAUUUUAUUGUUUUGUAUAAAAAAAAUCUACGAUACUAAUGUACCGUUAGAGAAUUUAAUUCAUAGGCGGGCCAUUAUCAUUUGGCUGCGUUAUGUUAAUGUAAGUCGUAAGGACCAGGCCACAACACUGCGUGCAUCGUAUAAAUCUACGACGCCGCAGAACGCACCGUGAAAAUUUGCGAUGUAAAGAGUGCUACACUAUAUGAAAUUUUGCGUAGCAUACGCAUCGCAUGUCUGUGCGAUGUUGCGAUACGACGCCGCAAGGCAGUGUUGUGGCCUGGCCCUAAAUCGGGAUUCUGGACUUGAUAUAACCCAAUCAAAUUACCUAGGUCAGCCAUCUGCCUAUGAAUAAAUUUGUAUGUAGUACAUUGUGAAAUUGAGUACAUACAUUAUUUAUAAUUUAUUUAUAGAUAUUAACUGUUUAACUUAACUGCACAAAAAUUGUGCAUAACUAUAUUUUAUUAAUAGUGAAAUGAACCAAAGUGUGUUUUGGAUGCAUUGUACGUUUUUUCUUAUAAAGGUUAUAAAAGCAAUUUAAAAUACAUUGCACAAAUAGAAUUUUUAUAUUUUAUAAUGCUAUGCAGUCAUUGGUCUGAAGCUGGUGGUCCUUUUGUAAUCUUAAAGUUAUCCAGAUAAAUAUCAUGUUAUCCCAUUUACUUUUUAUUAUUAUUUAUUUUUAUUACAGUAAAUUUUAACCCAGAGCUGAGAUGACCCAGAUCAGUGACAGGUGACCUUCAUAACAUCUAUAAUAUACACACUAAUGU
Molecule: messenger RNA, 2123 nt
Organism: Aricia agestis (brown argus)
Lineage: Eukaryota; Metazoa; Arthropoda; Insecta; Lepidoptera; Lycaenidae
Product: 1-acyl-sn-glycerol-3-phosphate acyltransferase gamma-like
Exons: 8
Coding region: 111-1262 (383 amino acids)
Cellular component (GO): endomembrane system
Molecular function (GO): 1-acylglycerol-3-phosphate O-acyltransferase activity
Source: RefSeq, a predicted model, not a curated record